GGCUGGGACUUUCACCGACAGUGGUCCGGAACUCAGCGAAGUCGGAGUCUCUUGACCGAGGGCGAAGGGGGAGAUACGGUGAGCGAAUGCCAUUUCAGGUCCUCUUUUCUGAAAGAGAUGUCAAUUCAACACUGGGGGAGGCAAGUGGGUGGGAAGACAACGCAUUGGCGGUGCCUGCCAGGCCCAGAUCAGCGUUAGCGGGCAUGCAUCCUGCAGAGCAGCUGUGGAGGAUAAGGACAUCCCUCAGAGGAGGACACAAAAUGACAAUGCAGAAGACUGUGUCUCACUCCUUGGAAGUGAAGACAAAGAGACGCAAGACCCAAGGUAAAAAGAAGAGCAUUACGGGAAAGGAGGAGGACAUCAUCGAGGUAAACAGGAGACUGAAAAAGAGCGGCACGGCAAAAAAGAGCAGUAGAAAGGGAGAAACCGCAAGGAAUGCUGGAGAGAGAAUCACAAAGAGUGCUGGAGAGGCGAGUGCCAAAAUUGGAAAGAGGAGGAGUGGAAGCACCUCAAAUGGGAAGAAGGGGAGACGGCGGAGUGUUCAAGGCGACCACGAAGAAGGUGGGGUUCAUUACGAUCCCGGCAAGAAGAUGUUUCGCACCCAGCGAGGAAGCCAAGACUAUCGGCUUGGUGCAGAGCUUUCAUCUGUGGUCACAAAAGUCAACAACGAUGCUUCAAGCAACCGGAAAGCGGAGGAGGAGGAGGGAGGUGGUGGAGGUUACGGUAGAGGUACUAUUCCUGGAUAUCGCGGUGCAGAUGGGUUUUUGGGACCGGAACGGGAACCGAGAACAGGUUAUUAUCAGUCUACAGAGGCUGGCAGGGAUGGGCAAGCUCGUGACACUCUGCACAGACGGACGAAAAAGAACUCUUUCAAAGGCUUGAAAAAGCAGGACUUUGUUUAUGAGACGCCAGAAAUAAUGAAGGUGGACGGGAAUGCUGAUCGUCAUGAUGCUACGGAGAUGGCCGAUGCACCCUCUGAGGAAGUCUCUCGUACCCGAGGAGCUCGCAGUACUCUUAUUUCUCCAGUGAGUGCGGGAAAGAGUCGCGAGUCGGUACAUCAUUCACGCGGAAUGCAAAAUGAUCGUCUAGAUGAUCUGUAUCUGAUGUCCAUGAGCAGAGCCAGAGACGCAACUGGUGAGCCAGUCGUACUGUUGGAUAGAGGACAGGAGACGGUGGAACAGCAGAGCAAAGAUCAAAACACCGUAAUCAACGACGCUGAGAGAAUGCUGUUACUGAAGGAGAUCGCAAGACGGUUAGCUACAAGGCUGAGCAGCCUUGUAUUCAGCAACGAUGGUAGCCCGGAAGGAGCAGCAAAGCAAAAUCCAAACUCACCAGAGAGAAGCCCAUGGAUGCCCAGAACGAAGUACUCGAUGCAUGGUGACAUUAGAAGCAACAAAGAAGAUAAGGCGGUUCAAGCACCCGAUGUAGAUGCUACCACCAUAUCCAGAAGAAUCUCAGACGCGAUUGUUCUGCAGCAGAUGGCUGGAUAUGGUGAUCAUAUGGCAUCGGAUGCCGAUUUGCUGGGAAGGGACGACGAUGUUUGCCGGAGAUCAGAUGGUGCUGUUCGGGAUCGGACAGUCGGUAGUGGGACUCAGGACCAUGAGGACAUGAGGGAGGCUGCUUCAGGCUCAUGCAAUUUGGAGCUCGUUCCGGCCUCACACUCGACGAUCUUGCGGAGCAUUGAUGUGGAGGACAAGGAGCGGGAAGGGGAGCACGGGGGUGGGAGUUCUGUUGGCAUGAGUGACAGGCAAUCGCGGUAUAGUGGAGAUAACCUGUCUGCUGGCAGGGCUAGGGUGACGUCAACUAUUAUUGCAAAGUACCCUGGUGCAGGGCAGUUGAACCGGCCGGGGCCAAUGUGUGAAACCCCAUUAGAUGUGAUUGAUAUCCGUAUGGGGGGGGGGCUGGCACUUAGCAGAGAAGGGUCUCUAAGGAAGAGAACCCGUGUUGAAAUGGUUGCUGACACGGCCGCAGUCGAGGAAUGGGAUAGGCUAUCUCUAAAGACGAGGAUCGGGAGUACAAGUGUAAAGGAGGAUGACAGCAGUAAUGUACUGCCGAUCAAUCACGAUCCUGGACUCGACAGAGGUUUCGUGAAAGAGUUGACCAACCCGUGUACCGUCGGCGGCGGCGUCGUGUAUGACGAUCGACUGAAGAAAGCAUCAGAGGCCACUAGAUUACAGAACCGAUGGGUUUCACAGAAGCUGGAGGGCAUUCUGAGAACUCAGCAGCUAGGAGGCAAGACACAUUCACUGGGCGCAAAUGCUGAGCAGGCGAGUAUGCAUGGUAGUCCGGAGCUUAUCAUGCGAGGUGUUUUGAGAGGCGACUACCUCCUCCUCGGUAGAGGAGAUUCCCUUAGCAUUAUCAACACGUACGUGAAGCAGGUGAUCAUGGGGCGCAAGCUCGGAGAGAGAGCGGAAGCAGAUCGGGAAAAGACUGGAGCGACUGGCGAGGACAUCCAUGACAAGGGGGAGUUCUCUCAGAAGGAGGAGGAAAGGGGAAAGAACGAAAAGGACGUAGGAAACGGCAGCCAGGGAGGCGAUGAGGGCACUCAGCGGAAGCAAGAGACCAGAGGUCAGCAAUCGUUGACUGCAACAGAUGGUUUCUUGGCCUUGGCGCCGUUGACAGAGGGUGUCAAGCAAGUCAUCAGCAGCAAACUGGAAGCCGAGCAAACCCUUCGUCUACCGAUUGCACAUCCUUCUCCUUGCGAGGCGAACACAAACAAAGGGAUGACCCUGCUUCAGCUACCGAUCAUGCCUCCCUCGGAGGCAAUGGUUGAUAGUAACUCGGUUGAGGGUGUCGAGAUGGUGAAGGGUUCUGCAGUGGUGUUGAGAGACAUUACUGUUGCUGGCGAAAGUGGAGAUCUUGAUAUUACUCACUCGACAGAAGAAGGAAGGGAUUCGGAUCAUGCCCGAGGUGCAGAGCCUGCAGAUUCAGGACGUGAGAGGUAUGGGGGGCUUCUGAGCAAAGACCCGGAGGGGUACAGGGUAGCUGAAGAAAGAGAGGGCAAUAUCAGCAAACGAUCGGUGGUGCGAAAACGAUUGUCUCGGAAAACUGGCGAACCUAAUGAGGGUAGGGAGUUGCAGUUAAGGAGAGAAGUGGCUGAUCAGGAGAGCAUGGCAGGGGAUAGGGAAUCGGAUGCUGUGGCACGAGCUGCAGAGCGGAUGAGAAGAAGAGCCAAGAAGCGGUUGAGAUUCCGGCAUGGUCACCACAGUGAAAAGAGGAAGGAACACACGGAGAGCAUCCAACCUGUACAGCAAGCCUGGGCUUCACCUACUGCCCUCCAUACAAGACUCACAAUGGAGCUUGCAAAGCUGGAAGCAGUGGACGAGGCUCGAAUAAAUAUUACAGCUUUGGAAAAGGCCCAAGCACUGAUCUGUGCUCGACAAGAGGCAGCAAGCUUGUUGCGGAUUAUGGACUUGCAGAGGGAAGGAGAAAGUGUUCGGCAACGCAUUGAACAGAUUCAUCGAGAGCAAGAAAGAAAGCUGAAGGAGGUGGCGAAAUCACUCUCAAGGGAGAUCAAGGAGGAGAGCAUACAGCAGCUGAAGAACGUGACAAGCGUGUUUGUCCAAGAGCUCAUGUCACAUCGUCUCUCAGCAGCAGGGGGGGUAAUCUAUGCCACGGCCGAUGGCUCUAUUCCUGUGGAUAGAAAAGCACUCAUAAAGGGCAUAAAUGAAGUUGGUCCGUCGACAUCUGCCGCGGCCCAGUUGUGGCAAGAGGGGAUUGCUGCUGGCCAUUGUCAGCAAAUCGAACAUCCAACGGACGAUGAGACCGGAGAUGUGCAGGCAAUGGCACAAGCAAGCCUGCGUAUUGACAACAGAGGGGAGGAAGGGAACUCUGAAAUUGAGACGGAAGUUUAUUCAACAGACUUGGAGGAAAGCUUGGCAGAGGAAAUAGCUGAGCACAGCGGCUCCGAGACUGCUUCGUCCUUGACGCGAUGGCUAACGCAGCCGAGAGCACAUCAGCAGAAGGAUCUGGAUGGUCCUUCCAACAGGAGUGCUUCAACUGGGGUGUUGAUGCCUCGUAGCACCUUAGGAAUGCAGGGAGAAGGGAUGUUGCUCAACAUCAGACAACUUGAUCUGCAAUCGGAACGGAAAUCGUCGUUACAGUUACGACAGCGGGACAUGAAGCCGUCGAAAACCAUACAACAGCAUUCCACAGUGCAGCAGUUCUACUCAGAAAACAUGAAGCAGUUUGCACCUAAGCCAUCCGGAUCAUCAUCUCGGGUUUAUCCUGAUGAUACCAUUCGGGAGAGGCAGAAGAGUGAAGGGCCCGUCGGUUUAGCGCGAACAUGACGACACACGCCUUGACAUGCCAUUCUU
Molecule: messenger RNA, 4316 nt
Organism: Chara braunii
Lineage: Eukaryota; Viridiplantae; Streptophyta; Charophyceae; Charales; Characeae
Source: the annotation of a GenBank genome assembly